Gavia stellata (red-throated loon) is the source of this 2813-nucleotide messenger RNA. RefSeq names its product neurogenic locus notch homolog protein 3-like. Gene Ontology annotation, molecular function: calcium ion binding; Notch binding. The record is from RefSeq and is a predicted model, not a curated record. Lineage: Eukaryota; Metazoa; Chordata; Aves; Gaviiformes; Gaviidae. Gene Ontology annotation, biological process: Notch signaling pathway.
GUCCUGACUGCACCCCCCUGGAGACGCCCCCCUCCCCCCCCUGCGCCCCCUCCCCCUGUCUGAACGGGGGCACCUGCCGCCAGCUGGGGGAGGGGUCCUUCGACUGCGCCUGCCUGCCCGGUUUUGAGGGUCCCACCUGCGAGACCAACGUGGACGACUGCCCCGGGCACAAGUGUCUCCACGGGGGCACCUGCGUGGACGGGGUCAACACCUACAACUGCCAGUGCCCACCCGAGUGGACGGGCCAAUUCUGCACCGAAGACGUGGACGAGUGCCAACUGCAACCCAACGCCUGCCACAACGGUGGCACCUGCUUCAACACCCAAGGUGGCCACACCUGCGUCUGCGUCAACGGUUGGACGGGCGAAAGCUGCAGCGAGAACAUCGACGACUGCGCCACCGCCGUCUGCUUCAACGGGGCCACCUGCCACGACCGCGUCGCCUCCUUCUACUGCGCCUGCCCCAUGGGCAAGACGGGCCUGCUGUGCCACCUGGACGACGCCUGCGUCAGCAACCCGUGCCACGAGGACGCCAUCUGCGACACCAACCCCGUCAACGGCCGCGCCAUCUGCACCUGCCCCCCCGGCUUCACCGGCGGCGCCUGCGACCAGGACGUCGACGAGUGCUCCAUAGGCGCCAACCCCUGCGAGCACUUUGGGCGCUGCGUCAACACCCAGGGCUCCUUCGAGUGCCGCUGCGGGCGGGGCUACGCGGGGCCGCGCUGCGAGAGCGACGUCAACGAGUGCCUCUCGGGUCCCUGCCGCAACCAGGCCACCUGCCUGGACCGCAUCGGGCGCUUCACCUGCAUCUGCAUGGCCGGGUUCAGCGGGCCCCUGUGCGAGGUGGAGGUGGACGAGUGCCAGAGCAGCCCCUGCGCCAACGGCGGCCGCUGCCACGACCUGGUCAACGGCUUCUCCUGCUCCUGCCCCCCCGGUUUCUCGGGCCCCACCUGCCAGACGGACAUGGAUGAGUGCGCCAGCACCCCCUGCCGCAAUGGAGCCAAGUGCCUCGACCGUCCCAAUGGCUACGAGUGCCGCUGCGCCGAGGGCUUCGAAGGUCCUCUUUGCGAACGCAACGUGGACGACUGCUCGCCGGACCCGUGCCACCACGGCACCUGCCUGGACGGCAUCGCCAGCUUCUCCUGCGCCUGCGCCCCCGGCUUCACCGGUUACCGCUGCGAGCUCCAGCUGGACGAGUGCCAGAGCGGCCCCUGCCGCAACGGCGGCAAAUGCAUCGACCGCAUCGACGCCUACCAGUGCAACUGCCCACCCGGCACCACCGGUGUCAACUGCGAGGUGAACCCCGACGACUGCGCCAGCGACCCCUGCGUCCACGGCGUGUGCCAGGACGGCAUCGACCGCUACGACUGCGUCUGCCAGCCUGGCUUCACAGGUCCCCGCUGCAACGUGGAGGUCAACGAGUGCGCCUCCAACCCCUGCCGCGACGGUGGCACCUGCGUGGACGGCGCCAACGGCUUCACCUGCCUCUGCCCGCCGGGCACCCGCGACGCCCAGUGCCGCCCCGGCACCCUGCCCUGCCACAGCAGCCCCUGCGCCCACGGCACCUGCCGCGACCACGGGGACGGGUUCACCUGCGAGUGCCAGGCAGGCUGGGGGGGCCCCACGUGUGCCCGCAGGGAGGACCCCUGUGCCACCCGACCCUGCCGCCACGGGGGCACCUGCACCCCCUUGGGUGGGGGGUACCGCUGCGCCUGCCGCCCGGGAUACCAGGGCGCCCAGUGCCAGGUGGAGGUGGACGAGUGCGCCUCGGGGCCGUGCCACCACGGGGGCACCUGCCUGGAUGGCGCUGGCACCUACCGCUGCCUCUGCGCCCCACCCUUCACAGGGCGGGCGUGCGAGGUGGCGCUGGCCCCCUGCUCCCCCAACCCCUGUGACAACGGCGGCGUCUGCGUCCCCACCCCUGACUACGGGGGCUUCACCUGCCGCUGCCCCCCCGGCUGGCAAGGCGAGCGCUGCCAGGAGGACGUGGACGAGUGCGGGCAGAAGCCCUGCCUGCACGGGGGGGUCUGCGCCAACCGCCCCGGCACCUUUGGGUGCCUCUGCCCCCACGGCUACGGGGGGGGCACCUGCCAGCACGACCUCGAUGACUGCCACCCGGGGACAGGGGUGCUGGGGCGACCCCUGCCUGAACGGGGGCACCUGCCGGUCUUCUCCUGCGCCUGUCCCCCCGGAUUCGGGGGUCCCCGCUGUGACACCGAGGAGGACGAGUGCAGGAGCCGCCCCUGUCGCAACGGUGGCACCUGCACCGACUACGUCAACAGCUUCACCUGCGCCUGUCCCCCCGGCUGGACCGGCCGCCACUGCCACGCCCAGCACGACGUCCCCGACUGCACCGACAGCUCCUGCUUCAACGGGGGGACCUGCGUGGACGGCGUCGCCUCCUUCACGUGCCGCUGCCGCCCCGGCUUCACGGGCACCCACUGCCAGCACCCAGCGGAUGGGUGCCAGGGCCAGCCCUGCCUGCAGGGUGGCACCUGCGUCACCACUGGGGACACCUACCGCUGCCUCUGCCCGCCGGGAUACACCGGCACCCAGUGCCAGACCCUGCUGGACCUGUGCCAGGGGGCACCCUGCCGCCACGGGGGGCUGUGCCGGCAGACGGGUGCCUCUCCGUCUCCUGCCUCUGUCCCCCCCGUGGGGUGGCACCGCCUGCGAUGUCCCAACGUCACCUGCGCCGCCGCCGCCGCCGCCCACAGAGACCCCCCCCGACCGCUGCUGCUGCCAAACCCCUGCCGGCGCGGCGCCGCGUGCCGCAGCUACGGGGGGGGCUACGAGUGCGAGGUCCCUGGGUGA